Mixia osmundae IAM 14324 is the source of this 872-nucleotide messenger RNA. RefSeq lists its product as uncharacterized. The coding region runs from base 82 to 765 and encodes 227 amino acids. The transcript has 3 exons. NCBI's taxonomy places the organism in Eukaryota, Fungi, Basidiomycota, Mixiomycetes, Mixiales, Mixiaceae. The record is from RefSeq and is a predicted model, not a curated record. Gene Ontology annotation, biological process: ubiquitin-dependent protein catabolic process. Gene Ontology annotation, molecular function: ubiquitin protein ligase binding.
GACGUGUCAAACCAGAAAAGAGCGUGCCGGUCGAUCCAAGGUGGUCUGCGGCUCAGGCGCACUGGGUCCGGCGUCGUCCAGAUGGAUCGCUUCGCUGGACAAGCACCUGAGCCCACGGGCGUGCUCGUGCCGGGCAUGGACGUGCUGGAGACUUGGCAGUUCUGCAGCCCCAUCAUCGACCAACUGUUGACAGCCCCGACUGCUCCACUCAACUAUGCGACCUACAUGGCAGUCUACACCGCACUUCACAACUGCAGACAGCAGGCACCGACCCAGGGCCAGUUCCUCUGGGGAGACUUCCCUCUUGGCCCGCUCGGCGAUCCCUUUGGCGCAGAGAGGCCCCUCUAUGGCUCGGGCGAUGUCAUCUUCCUGUGUCUCUGUAACAAGCUACAGCGCCACUGUCAUCGCGUCGCCCAUCAAGCUCGCACGCUGACUGGUGUGGCUCUGUUGCGCUACUACAUGACACAUUGGCAGAGUUAUACAUCCUCCACCAAGAAGCUUAGCAGUAUAUUCGCCUAUCUCGACCGGCACAGGGAACACCCGACGACAGAGAUGCACUCUGUCUCUGCCAAAGAGGCUGCUUAUAUGAAUUGGCUGCGGCUUGUCGUCGACGUCUUGCCAUUUGAUGAUAUACGACAAGAUCUUGGCGACGGCGUUGUUGACCCACAGGGCCGGCAGCUCAUCAACGACUGGCUCGACAGUCUCAACGAUAUUCGCAGGACCGUGGCUGGCGCGGCAAGACGGGUUGCUGCAAGCGAAGACUGAUCGCCCACUGUGCUUAUUUAUACUCAGUUGAUGUAUAGCCACGCAAGCCUUUGUUGUGCUAAGCCUGUAGAUCAGACAGAUUGCAUGUAUUAUACACUGCUGGUGCA